This is a messenger RNA of Orycteropus afer afer, 621 nucleotides long. It is a transcript of the gene FAAP20, whose product is annotated as FA core complex associated protein 20. The transcript has 4 exons. Bases 1 to 621 code for a protein of 206 amino acids. The record is from RefSeq and is a predicted model, not a curated record. Lineage: Eukaryota; Metazoa; Chordata; Mammalia; Tubulidentata; Orycteropodidae. Gene Ontology annotation, molecular function: K63-linked polyubiquitin modification-dependent protein binding; ubiquitin binding. Gene Ontology annotation, biological process: DNA damage response.
AUGGCAGCGGAGGCAGGCGGCGGGCGCAGGUCGCGGCUGAGGCUGAGCCGCCGCAGGCCGCCCUCGGAGGCCAGGCCCCCCAGCGGCCGCCCCUGGUUCCUGCAGGAGAUCGAGAACGGGAGCGCUGAGCCCUGGGCUGAGCUGCUGCGCGCCCUACACCAAGACGGGGACCUGGCCACCGUGCCCCCACCGCUGCCCACUUUCCCACCCCCGGAGUCCAGGCUUGGCCCGGACCACGUGGCACCCCCUGAGGACUUCACUGUCGGAGGCCAGGUCUUUCCUUGGACUCCCUUCCCACCGGCUCCGCGGUGUGACGCUCGCUCCUAUCACCUGAACUGGGGUGCCAGGGGCCUCCCUGGGUCCCCCACCCUGUCCCCUUUCCAUCGUCCUGAGCCUGAGCCCCAUAGGACCCCCAGCGUCAAGGAGCCACCUUCGCAGCCACUGGAGGAGGAGAAGCCGCUGUCUAUGGAGGAAGAGAAGCUGCUCUCAGGGAAGGAGGUGCCGGCCCUUGGGUGCUGCCCCAUGUGCCAGCUGGAUUUCAGCACCAAGCUGUCCCAGCUCGACAUCGAUGCUCACCUGGCUCAGUGCUUGGCCGAGAGCACAGACGACGUGGUGUGGUGA